Messenger RNA from Eruca vesicaria subsp. sativa (arugula), 576 nucleotides. NCBI's taxonomy places the organism in Eukaryota, Viridiplantae, Streptophyta, Magnoliopsida, Brassicales, Brassicaceae. The record is from the annotation of a GenBank genome assembly.
AUGGAUCCAAACACACCUGCAGAAUUUUCUCAUGAGUCUUCAAACUUUCAUACAUAUUACUCGCAGACCAAGAAGGGUGGUGGUGGUGGCGUAAUCGAUCUAGGCCUCAGCCUUAGUACCAUUCAACAUGAAACUUACCACCCAUCGAGUCAAAUGAUAGGUCUAGACGGGUAUGGUGAGCUUAUAGACUGGUCGCAACGCAGCUAUACACAGCUGAAGAGUGAGGAACCGGUAAACCAAAGACUUGAUCAACAAUAUUACAAUGAUGGAGAAGAGGGCAGAGGAAAAUUGGCUUACUAUGUGAAGGUAAACAUGGAUGGCUCAGUCGUAGGCCGCAAGGUUCGCAUUCUUGAUCAAGGAACCUACUCAACUCUUGCUCUUCAGCUUGACAAUAUGUUCGGUAUGCAGACCGUGUCGGGAUUAAAGUUGUUCCAGGAUGACUCUGAGUUCUCUUUGGUUUACAGAGACAGAGAAGGUAUCUGGAGGAAUGUUGGUGAUGUUCCAUGGAAGCAGUUUGUUGUAACUGUGAAUCGGAUGAGAAUCGCAAGAAGGAACAAUGCUCUUCUUCCCUACUAA